CGGGGUUCGCUGGCAUGAACGCUGCGGAUGGGUACGCCACAGGGAUUCGAGGCGAGGACGGGCCCAAAGGUUUCCCCAGGAAGCACAGUCGGUAGUAGUAGACGAGUGGCUUCAGGUUGGGUUGACGAAAUCGAAUCAGGCAAGAAGAUGGUGUGGCGGAUGGUCUCGUGCUUCACAAGUCGAGAACGAGGGCAGCCAAGACGAAGAGCAUGGCGGAUCGAGCAGCUGAACCACGGGCAGGCGAAGGCUGAGUAUUUGUCACAUGUCGAAGACAGGGCAAGACGGAUUAAGUUUGGUCGUGUCGAGCCAAGCAAAGUGGAAGUGAGAUAUUGGUUGCUUGACCCAUGUCGGGGGGGGGAGAGCUUUCACAAUGGGAGGCGCCGAUGUGUAGUGCCACCCACCACAACGGGCAACCUCUGACCCGCAGGCAAGAGUGUUCGGGGGGGCACUGCAGGGCGUAGGGC
Molecule: messenger RNA, 464 nt
Organism: Verticillium dahliae VdLs.17
Lineage: Eukaryota; Fungi; Ascomycota; Sordariomycetes; Glomerellales; Plectosphaerellaceae
Exons: 2
Coding region: 28-420 (130 amino acids)
Source: RefSeq, a predicted model, not a curated record